Messenger RNA from Solanum pennellii, 1406 nucleotides. RefSeq names its product probable carboxylesterase 6. The transcript has a single exon. The coding region runs from base 83 to 1135 and encodes 350 amino acids. The record is from RefSeq and is a predicted model, not a curated record. Gene Ontology annotation, molecular function: hydrolase activity. Lineage: Eukaryota; Viridiplantae; Streptophyta; Magnoliopsida; Solanales; Solanaceae.
AUCAACCAUAAUCUUAUUAUAUUAACCAAAACAACAACAAAAAAUCCUCUCAAAAACUUUGUUUUUCUUCAUUCUUGAAUUCAUGAGAAAAAGAAGAAUGACAACAAUAACAUAUGAUCCAAAUUUCAACCUACAAAAAAUCAAAGAAUAUCCACAACAUAAAGUUUUAUUAGAAGAAAUUGAAGGUCUUAUAAAAGUAUACAAAGAUGGUCAUGUUGAAAGACCUCAAAUAGUACCAAAUGUCACUAAUAAAUUACCUCUUGAACUUGGUGUUACCUCUAGUGAUGUUAUAAUCGAUAGGUACACAAAUAUUUGGGCACGUUUAUAUGUUCCAAAAAUAUUAUGUCAAGGAAAUAAAUUACCUUUGUUGAUUUAUUUCCAUGGUGGUGGAUUUUGUGUUGGUUCAUCAUCUUGGAUUUGUUACCAUGAGUUCUUAGCUAAAUUAGCAUCAAUUGCUAAUUGUGUGAUUAUGUCUGUUAAUUAUCGAUUAGCCCCCGAAAAUCGUCUUCCAUCGGCCUACGACGAUGGGGUUGAGACGAUUUCUUGGAUAAAACAAAAAGUGUUAAUUGGUGCUAAUGAAGAUUAUUGGUGGUUAAAUAAAGUUAAUUUUUCUACUACUUAUUUGGUUGGUGAUAGUGCUGGUGGGAACAUAGCUUAUAACCUAGCUAUAAUGCUUCGUUCAAAAAUAGGUGACCUAAAGCCAAUAACUUUAAAAGGUAUAAUUUUAAUUCAACCUUUUUUUGGUGGAGAGUCAAGGACUUACUCCGAAAAAUACAUUAUCCAAUUGUCACGAUCGGCGCUCACUUUAGUGAGCGCUGACACGUACUGGCGGCUGGCAUUGCCCACGGGGGUUAAUCGAGACCACCCGUGGUGCAAUCCGAUUGGGAGAGAGAGUGUAAAUUUGGUGGAUAUAAGGAAUAUUCCUAGAAUAUUGGUGUGUAUAUCUGAGUUAGAUAUUUUGAGAGACAGAAAUUUGGAGUUUUGUGCUACUUUAAAUAGAGUUAGUAAUAAAAAAGUUGUUGAAUAUGUUAUGUUUAAAGGUGUAGGCCAUGCAUUUCAAGUACUAAGCAAAUCUCAAGUUGCACAAACAAGAACAACAGAGUUGAUUGAACAAAUUAAAGGUUUUAUCAGUUGAAUUUGAUGACAAGAAUGUACAAAAUAAAAUCAAAGGAUUUAAGUUAUAUAUACGUAUAAUUUAUCCUUUUUAAUUUUUUUUAUGAAUUACUGGUCUAUGUUUACUAUAGUAGAUAAUAUAUGAUUUGUAACAUGUAACUUAUCGUCUUUGUAAGAAUUAAUGGUUUAUAUUUAGCUUAAAGAAUAAUGUAUGGUUUGUAACAUGUCAUUUUAUUGUUUUUGUCGAAUUAUGAUUUAUGUUUACUAUGGAGAAUAAUGUAUGAUUUGUAACA